Tachyglossus aculeatus (Australian echidna) is the source of this 4645-nucleotide messenger RNA. RefSeq names its product adrenoceptor alpha 1D (gene ADRA1D). The transcript has 2 exons. The record is from RefSeq and is a predicted model, not a curated record. Lineage: Eukaryota; Metazoa; Chordata; Mammalia; Monotremata; Tachyglossidae. Gene Ontology annotation, cellular component: membrane. Gene Ontology annotation, molecular function: alpha1-adrenergic receptor activity. Gene Ontology annotation, biological process: cell-cell signaling; phospholipase C-activating G protein-coupled receptor signaling pathway; positive regulation of cytosolic calcium ion concentration. The coding region runs from base 175 to 1830 and encodes 551 amino acids.
GGCGCUCUGGCCCUGGGGAAAUUUGGCCGGCCAAGGCCGGUGGACGCUGGCCCCGGAGGAAGGGACGGUGGGGAGGACCAGGAAGAGGAGGAGGAAGAAGAAGACGGCGUCGGAGGGGUCCACGGACCUGGACAGGACCUCUCCCCACUCCCAUGGAGCCCCCCACCCUGUAGGAUGACCUUCCCGGCCCUGCUGAAUGUCAGCUUCGACGGGAACCGCCCGGACGAGGGAGGCGGCAGGGACCGGUCAGUGUCGGGGCCCGGGCCGGGGCCCGGACCGGGGCAAGGGCCGGGGGUCGUCGACGGCGCCCCGGCCGGGUGUCCGGCCAACGGCACGGCCGCCCCCUCGGAGCUCACGGCCCAGGCGGUGGGCGUCGGGCUCUUCCUGGCCUGCUUCAUCUUGUUCGCCGUGGCCGGGAACGUCCUGGUCAUCCUGUCGGUGGCCUGCAACCGCCACCUGCACACGGUCACCAACUACUUCAUCGUCAACCUGGCGGUGGCCGACCUACUGCUGAGCGCCGCCGUGCUGCCCUUCUCGGCCACCCUGGAGGUGCUGGGCUUCUGGGCCUUUGGCCGCGCCUUCUGCACCGUCUGGGCCGCGGUGGACGUCCUGUGCUGCACCGCCUCCAUCCUCAGCCUGUGUGUCAUCUCGGUGGACCGCUACAUCGGGGUCAAGCACUCCCUCAGGUACCCGGCCAUCAUGACGGAGCGGAAGGCCGCGCUCAUCCUCACCCUGCUCUGGGCCGCCUCCGUGGUCAUCUCGGUCGGGCCGCUGCUGGGCUGGAAGGAGCCCCAGCCGUCCAGCGACACGGUCUGCACCAUCACGGAGGAGGCCGGCUACGCCGUCUUCUCGUCCAUCUGCUCCUUCUACCUGCCCAUGGCCGUCAUCCUGGCCAUGUACUUCCGCGUCUACGUGGUGGCCCGCCGGACCACACGCAGCCUGGAGGCCGGCGUCAAGAAGGAGCGCGGGAAGUCGGCCGGGGUGGUGGUCCUGAGGAUCCACUGCCGCAGCGCGCUCGACGCCCCCCACGCCGGACCCGGGCCCGGAGUCGGGACCGGACCCACGACCGGACCCGGGACGGGAUCCAAGGGGCCCAAGGGCCCCACCUUCCGCAGCUCCCUGUCCAUCCGCAUGCUUAAGUUCUCCCGCGAGAAGAAGGCCGCCAAGACGCUGGCCAUCGUGGUGGGCGUCUUCGUCCUCUGCUGGUUCCCCUUCUUCUUCAUCCUGCCCCUCGGAUCCCUGUUCCCGGCUCUGAAGCCGUCGGAGCUGCUCUUCAAGGUCAUCUUCUGGCUCGGCUACUUCAACAGCUGCGUCAACCCCAUCAUCUACCCCUGCUCCAGCAAGGAGUUCAAGCGUGCUUUCAUCCGCCUGCUCCGGUGCCAAUGUGGCCAUCGCCACCGCCACCGGCCCAUCUGGAGGGUCUACGAUGGCCACUGGGGCACGCAGGUGGGCAGCUCCCGGUGGGAGUCUGGCUUGGACCCACGGCCCCAUGGGGGUGACCCCAACCCCACCCCCGCCCUCCUUCCCACCCCUGGCCUCACUCCCGCCCCAACCGGGCCGGACCCAGGGGCUGGCGGCGGGAGGAGGAGGCCUCGGCCGUUCCGGGAAUGGAAGAUCUUCAGCUCCUUCCGAAGGCCGUCCAGUCAGCUGAGAGAGAAGGUGACCAGCCUGUCCCACAAGAUCCGCAGCGGCUCCCAGAAGGGGGCCGCCGCCUUCAAGACUGAGGUGGAGUCUGUGUCCAUUGGGAUCCCCCAGGACCCGGGUGAGGUGGCCGACUUCCAGCCUUACAACCCAGCUGACCGCUGCGGCCUCCGGGAGACUGAUAUAUGAACCCACCCCCGGCCUGACCAGGAUAACUUAGGUCAGGCCUGAGGAGGGGGCUCGUUGAUGGUGAGAUGUCAAUGGUCCCAGCCCAAGGAGAUGUCAAACAGCUGGACCAGGGAAGGCUCUCAGUCCUGGUGGGAGUGGGGGAGCCAGGUCCAGGGACCAGGGCCCUAGGGAGAUGUCCUCUGCCACCUCCAGAGGUGGGAGUCACCAAAAAGGACCCCAGAAAGGGACCCACUCAAGCCGAGUCGGACUAGGGUGGGGCUGGGCAGACAUGCUCUCAGUGAGAACCGGCCCCUUCCUUCCGAAGCCCAGGGUGAUGACUCUGCCAAUGCCCCUCGCCCCAGACCAGGACCCCCCACUCUGAACUGGGACCCACGCCCCGACCACCCCAGACUGGGCCCCAUGUAUUCCGACCUGGGCCAGGGCCAGAUCUGUUCCCAGAGCCAGCCCACACCACCACUCCAUCUCUGAGUGUGCUACCCUCCCUCCGAGGCCAAAGUGUGGGCCUGAGGCCCCACUGGGCAUCCACCCUCAUCAGUGUUUCUUCCACCCUCCCCAUCCCAAACCUGCCGCCUUCCUUCCCCACCCCCACCCCCAGCUCAGGGGUGAGUCCAGCGUCCCUCACGGCGGCCACUCCAGGCUCCACCAACACGGACACUCUUCCUCUGGUUACUCUCCAACAUCUGGGCGCCACUUCUGUUCCUGCUGGCUGAACAGAACUCCAGCCACCUCCCACUCUUGAAUAUCUAUCUGCCCCUCAGUAUUCUCCGCACACCUUCUCCUCUCCAAGAGUGCAGGUGGCCAAGAGCCAAUUGGCAGACCAGUCAGUCAGUCUAUCUUAUGCAUUUGCUAAGCAAGGGUGAGAAACACUGGAUAAGACAGGUGAUUCCUGGGAUGGGGGUGAUGGUGAGAAUAUCAUGGAAAACCCAGCCACUCUGAUCCCAGUUAAUCCCCAGAGAAGAGGGGCAAAGUGGAGUCUCAGAGGAGUUUAAAAGUCCCAAGGAAUUCUGGGCCAUGUAGUCUUCUCCUCCAAAAUUCUUAUGGCCCAUUAAUACCAGCUCUAAGCAAAAGAAAUGUUUGUCGGGGGCAGCCAGACCAGGGGUCUGGGGAGUGACUGGGCAUUGUCCCACUAGCUGGGAUACUAGCUGUCCCACUAGCUGGGAUACAUGGUCACCUGGGUCUAACUCACUUUCAGCCAUGGCUGUAUUCCCCCAGGGGUAGACCCAUGGCAAUGUACAGUAUCACAGAUCUCCCUGCUCUGUAGAGUUGUGGUUGAAAACUCAAAAUCAGGGGGCCCUGGCACUGCCCAGACAGCCUAGAGUCUGCUUCCUCAUCCAUUAUGACCUUUGCACUUACUGAUUUUGAGGUAAGUGGGGACAGAUGACUCUUAGACCAAGAUCCAUACAUGAAGGAGGAGGAAGAGGAGGAGGAGGAAGAGAAGGAGGAGAAAGGGGAGGACAAAGAGAAAGAAGAGGAGGAAAAAGAGAAAGGAGGAGGAAGAGAAAGAGAAGGCAUUAUAUAGGAUUGUCACCAAUCCCAGAAGCUCCCCACUUGGAGAACCUGUCCUCUACCCAAAAUGAAUUCUGAAGAGUUUAGCAGUAAAUUAGAUUUCCAAAGAGAUUAGUUAGGGCCGCUGAGUCUUGGGCUAAGGGAUUUCCCCCUUCUCAUGCCUUCCUGACUCCUGGUGGCAAAGGGAGUUGGUUUCAGAGGAACUACAGCAUUUUCCCUCCUUGCUGACAUUAAACCCAGUCACAUCAGGAGGCAGAAGGGAGGGGGGAAAUCAAACUCAAUGCAUCAUCUGCUGAAAAUUAAAAUCCAUUUGGCUACAAGCAGCUGCCAUCUAAACCUGGAAAAGACCCCUUGUAUCCCCGCACCGACCUGCGUCCCUCACUUGGAGGUUGUUUCAGGGUUCCUGAGUGCUCUGCUCAUUUGCUGUGUGAUCCUGGGGAAGUCACUGCCCUCUAUGAACCUCCAUACAAUCGUUCUAGAGGUGCAGAAGGCCAGGACGGAUUAGUGCUGGGGGAAGACCCCACUUCGGUGGGGAUGAAAUUUGUCGAAGAUGAUCCCACUUCACUACUCCUCCUCUCUCUCCCUUCCUGCUCCCCAGGUGAGGGCUUCCCAGAAAAGACCCCUCAUAAAAUCCCCAGGACACUCCACACCAAGGGAGAACCCUCACCAUCCCGAUACCACACCUGGUUCGGAACUAGGCUUUCUGGUUGGAGCACCCAUCCAGGAUUCCCGCCCAGAGACGCCUGCUCUCCCACCCGACUGGUUGCCGGGGGCUCGCAGGCCACUGUUUCCCUGUGGCCCGUCCACUUGGGGCUGGUCAGAACCAUCCAGGCUUAGCCUGCGGCUCUCCCACCCUCGGCUCACCCACCCUAUGUGGUUUAUUGUUUACACUCUGUACAUACGUGUAAAUUUCCUUUACCAACGAUCCGGGGUUUUAAUGUAGAGAUUUUUAUUUUUCAUUUUCUAGCGGUAUUUAUUGGUCAAAGUAUUUCUAUUGUAUGAUGCUCUUUAUGUUCGUUGCUGGCCCUGUUGCCCUUUUCCCCCAACCCCCCUUUCCAAAGUGCAUUUGUUCCUUUCUUUCUUUGUAGGGGGAAGGGUGAGGGUGGCGAGAAGGGGGAACCCAGCCCAAGACUCUACAGCCUCUCUGCUCGCCCGGGCGCUGGACUGUGUGAACAGCUGUACGAAACACGGUGAUUUGCCUUGACCAAGCGAUCCCUUUUCCUUUCUCGUCUGUCCAGUUUCCGCCCAUGUCCAUCCCGGAGGUAAAACUACUCAUUGCCCAGGAGCUGUGAGCUCUGGGUUCCUCCGA